Messenger RNA from Helicoverpa armigera (cotton bollworm), 836 nucleotides. RefSeq names its product MICOS complex subunit MIC13 homolog QIL1 (gene QIL1). Gene Ontology annotation, biological process: cristae formation. The coding region runs from base 152 to 514 and encodes 120 amino acids. Lineage: Eukaryota; Metazoa; Arthropoda; Insecta; Lepidoptera; Noctuidae. The record is from RefSeq and is a predicted model, not a curated record. The transcript is spliced from 3 exons. Gene Ontology annotation, cellular component: MICOS complex; mitochondrial crista junction.
AACACUGAGAAACUCGGUUGUCAUUGUCACUUGUGUUGGUCACUUGUCAAAAUCAGUUCAGAAAAAUUAGGGUUAGCUGCUUCGAAAAUUACAUAAUUUUCGAAGUAAAUAAACAUAUAACUUAUAAUUUAAUGACCACAUAACCGAAAAAAUGUUGAGGUUCGGAAUAAAAUCAGCUGUGCUUGGCUCAGCAGUAUACUACACCAUUGACAAGGGAGUCUGGAGAGAUAGUGCCACAACCAACGCUCUUUAUGAAGAACUUGAAAAAGGUGUUUCACCCUAUGUCGGUGAACUUAAAAAACAGAUUCCCUAUGAGUUGCCACCACUACCAUCAAAUGAUAGAGUUUCAUACCUGUUCAAAUACUAUUGGAACAGUGGAGUGAAAGCCACAUUCAGCUUUUUAGUUGAUCUCCCUGAGCACACUAGUAAAGCUGCAACUAAGGCUUAUGACUACAUUUCUACAGCUCUCGAUGGAACUGAACAAAGCACAACGGCUAAACAAGAAAACAAGUGAAAUUGUUUAAGUAAUGCUAUUUAUUCAGAAUGUGAUUAUUGUUCAUUAAAAUAAAACCUAAAUAGGGGUUUAUAUAUUUUAUUUUUAUAAUUAUAUAUUAUGAUGUAGAUUGUAAAUUCCAUCUAAAGGGAAAAUCUUUAUUUCAGUAACCACCAAUCAAUCAUAAUAUUCAGUUGUUCAAAGGGAAGUGUCCAUGUGGUAGGCAUUUUAAAAUGUUUAUUUAUUUUGAUUUAUUAUUGUUGUAUGUAGGUCCUAGAAUAAAUGAUAAUGGACAAUAAGUCCACAAAAAUAAUGUAUCUUCCUGAAUAAAGCAGUUACAUUA